UUCUACUGUUUGCGUUCCUGAAUCUUGGACAGAACCGUGCCUGGCUCUUCAAAGACGAUCCGUACUCAAGAUUGGAAAGAAGUGAACGUGAUGUGCUGGCAUCAACAUGGAUCCUACCAUAAUUUUAUGUUCCCUAUCAAACUACCGGCUGUAUAUAGCAGAUGACGUCUGUCACGUCAGCUGGUUACAAAUAUGAAUCAGUUCAACCUUUAUCUUUAGUUCACGUGGAAAGUUGACUGGUAUCAUUUAUAAUAAAGCAACUGAAUAUAAAUGAUCGUAUUUUCUAUUUUAAAUUUUCAACCAUACACAUUUUAUCUCACUUUUAACCUUAUAAAAACAUAGAUGAAUAUUAUUUAAAUCUAUAUGGACUAUGUAGAAUGGCCAAUAGUUUAUAAUUCCUUAUACACACCGAACAAUUAAAACAUUUUUUUUUUUUACUAGAGACUUAUUUUAUAUUUUCGUAUUGGUAAAUGAACAUGGAAAUCAGAAGGAACAACUAAAUUAUUUGAAAUAAUUUGUUUUGUGUGAAAAUUCCUAUUUCUUCAUUGGGAUCUUUGGAGAAAUAUAUGGUCAUGAUUAAAAUAUAAAUGUACACAUUUUUGGUUAUUAGUCCGUCCGACGGGUUUUAUGUCAUUUAAUGUAAACUAUAGGUAUUAGAGAUGAGUUAUUCCAAAUAAACACUAGCUGUAAGAACAUUUCUUUCUUUACAUGCUGAUAGGCAGAAAGUUUUUAUGUAUGUGUUUUAACUACUUAGUUUGUGAUUGGCUUAGACAUGACAACCACAAACACCGUUUGUCCCAAUCUGUAACGGACUAUGCAUUAUGACAAUGUACUUACGAUCAGUAUCCUCGUUAUUAUAAAUCAUAGCCAUUAGAUGCAGUCGGCUGGCUUGACGCUCCGCCCUGUUUCAUUUUGCAGUAACAGCUUGCAACCAUAUUAACAAAACACCGAUUUCGCAUAUCUACCUAACAGAAUGAGCCGUUUUGUGCGCCUGAGAUACUACGAAUCGUUUCUUCAUAGAUUACAAAAAUCAGGCACAGAAAUCUGCGUGUAGGGUGAGGAGUCACCAAUUAAUAUUAAUUUCAGUCGUCGGCGAAGGAAAGUACAUGCUCUUGGUUAUCUUACUGUGGUUUGGAAAAUCACGUAAUGUGGACCAUCGGUGGAGGGUCGCGCGUCAAUGACGUCAUGUAAAGCGUCAUCAGCCUCUCCCGGAAGAGACGGAGUGGACGUUUUCACGUGUAAGGUUCUGACUGCAGCUUCUUGCUUUAAGCAUGCGAAUCUGCAGCGUAUGCAGUGAGACGGUCCCCAAAUAUCGAUGCCCGACUUGUAAGAUCAAAUACUGCUCAGUGAUUUGUUAUAAGAAACAUAAAGACGGCUGUUCGCCUGUGGAGGAGACUCUGCCCGCAGCAUUACCUGAACCUGGCGGGACGUGGUGUAGAGAUGGUGACUGGACUGUGGAAGAUCUCGUCGAUGAAGAGGAUGAGUCAGACAAAGUUCCAUUAGAAAGACUAAAAAAACUGGGUGAAUCGGAAGAACUCAAAGCCCUGCUCCGUAAUGCCCACCUUAGGAGGCUUCUGCUCGCUGUGGAUGGAGCGGAGAGCAAGGCGGACAUCAUGAAAGUGGCAAUGCAGGAGCCCCUGUUUGUGGAGUUUGCUGAUCAAUGCUUGAGGAUUGCUGAGCCAAUGGAAUAAGAGGACUUCUGAGACUGACCAAUCAAAUGUCACUAGCUGGUGGUGGGAGUGUUUUCCUGUGGUUCUGAACUGUAAAUAGAUUAUAUCCAGUGCAUCAUUUUAAGCUGCUUUUAUUGAAUCAAGCUGAAUACCUUUUGUUAAAUGCUGUGCUUUUCCCAAAGCCAUUUUAAUAAAGCAAAUUGAAUGUUAUCUUAAUCGAACUGCUGAAUAUUAAAUCUUAAAGGCAGAAA
Paramormyrops kingsleyae is the source of this 1921-nucleotide messenger RNA. It is a transcript of the gene znhit3, whose product is annotated as zinc finger, HIT-type containing 3. NCBI's taxonomy places the organism in Eukaryota, Metazoa, Chordata, Actinopteri, Osteoglossiformes, Mormyridae. The record is from RefSeq and is a predicted model, not a curated record. Gene Ontology annotation, molecular function: protein binding. Gene Ontology annotation, biological process: maturation of LSU-rRNA from tricistronic rRNA transcript (SSU-rRNA, 5.8S rRNA, LSU-rRNA); box C/D snoRNP assembly; snoRNA localization. Gene Ontology annotation, cellular component: pre-snoRNP complex; nucleus.